CCAUUCGUUCCAGUUGUUUAAGUUGAGCUAAAGUCCUCAGUUUACUACACUAAUAUGGCUAUCCCAAGAGCAUUCGCUUUCUUCUCUCUGGCCCUGCUACUUGUUGCUUCUCCUCUUUGCUGCAUGGCAAACUUCAUACUUUACUCUGGGGAAUCCCUCAGGUCCGGGGAAGCCUUGUCCUAUGCGAGCUACACUUUCAUUAUGCAGUCUGACUGCAACCUGGUCGAGUAUGAUAAUGGCAACCCAAUCUGGGCUUCCGGCACUAACGGCCGAGGCAGCAGCUGCUACGUCACUCUGCAGAGUGAUGGUAACCUUGUCAUUUACGACAAAAAAAACAAAGCUGUGUGGGCAAGCAACACCAGCGUGGGACAAGGCAACUACGUCCUCAUCCUCCAGAAAGAUCGCAACGUCGUCAUCUAUGGCGGUGCACUUUGGGCAACCAACACUAACACUGUCGGCGUCUCUGGUGGUAUGUUCAUCCAAAGUAAGGCCACCAUCUUUGGUUCUUUGCCUGCUAACGAAACUAUUGCAGAAGCCAAGGCUGCACGCAUUUCCAUGGUCGUCAACAAGUGAUGCUGAAGCUCAGUGAACAAUAUAAUAAGCUCAUGCAUCCAUUUUGAUAUCUAUCCUUCAUGCAUGCAUGUGCUAGUUGAGUUAUAAUAAGUUGCUUCGGCCUUGUAUUGCAUAUGUAGCCCGUGUGUGUCAAGUUUUCACUGUUGCUGUCGGUAACGAGAAAUAUCUAGUUUGUGCCAUGCAAACAUCGAUCAUGUGGUGAUAAUGUGAUGCAUCCUAUGCCUUCCAGCUUCUUCUUGAAUAUGCUU
Molecule: messenger RNA, 821 nt
Organism: Dioscorea cayenensis subsp. rotundata (Guinea yam)
Lineage: Eukaryota; Viridiplantae; Streptophyta; Magnoliopsida; Dioscoreales; Dioscoreaceae
Product: mannose-specific lectin-like
Exons: 1
Coding region: 55-573 (172 amino acids)
Source: RefSeq, a predicted model, not a curated record